This is a messenger RNA of Planococcus citri (citrus mealybug), 582 nucleotides long. RefSeq names its product sex peptide receptor-like. Gene Ontology annotation, molecular function: G protein-coupled peptide receptor activity. Bases 1 to 582 code for a protein of 193 amino acids. The record is from RefSeq and is a predicted model, not a curated record. NCBI's taxonomy places the organism in Eukaryota, Metazoa, Arthropoda, Insecta, Hemiptera, Pseudococcidae. Gene Ontology annotation, biological process: G protein-coupled receptor signaling pathway. Gene Ontology annotation, cellular component: plasma membrane. The transcript has a single exon.
AUGUUCAACAUCAUCGUAUUCACGAGGAAAUCCAUGAUUUCGCCAUACAACUUGAUUUACGCUCAUUUAGCUUUUGUGGAUUUAGUGACCAUAAUUGCCUACGUGCCACGAGCCUGGCAAGAGCUCGUACGACAGCGCAUAUACUCUUUCAAGGAGCUUAGAGUGUACGAAUGGGAAAUCGCAUCGUUUUGUUCUUUGUUUACUGCAGCAACACUCCAUCAAAUAUCAACCUGGAUAACAAUCUUGCUGGCAGUUUGGCGAUACAUUGCCAUCGCAUAUCCUUUGAAGGAACGCGAAUGGUGCAAUAUGAAAGCCGCCAAGAUUUUCAUAUCUGCAGCAUAUACAGUGGGUUUUUUAAUCCAUUUACCCAAUCUUUUCGAAAUUAAUGUCGUUGCAAUAGAUACGCUGCUCGAUAGCGAAGGAUAUCCAACCUCGAAUCGUACGAUCGGUGUUCCUACCACGGUUUACAAGACUCACCUGUGGGAAACGCGUAAAACGAGUGGUUUUCUGGCAGCAAUAUUCUACGCAUUCGUCCCGAGAAUAACGGCGGUGAUUGUGCUGUCUGUUUACACUUAUAAGUGA